AUGAGUGCGCAGCAGCAGAAGCAGCCUUGUACUGAAGUUCCCCAACUGCAUCAGCAGCAGGUGAAACAGCCUUGCCAGCCUCCACCCCAGGAGCCAUGCGCCCCCAAAACCAAGGAGCCCUGCCACCCCAAGGCUCCUGAGCCCUGCCACCCCAAGAUGCCUGAGCCCUGCCACCCCAAGAUGCCUGAGCCCUGUCACCCCAAGAUGCCUGAGCCCUGCCCUUCAACAGUCACUCCAGCACCAGCUCAGCAGAUGAAGCAAAAGUAA
Dipodomys ordii (Ord's kangaroo rat) is the source of this 267-nucleotide messenger RNA. RefSeq names its product cornifin-B-like. The record is from RefSeq and is a predicted model, not a curated record. Lineage: Eukaryota; Metazoa; Chordata; Mammalia; Rodentia; Heteromyidae. The transcript has 2 exons. Bases 1 to 267 code for a protein of 88 amino acids.